Mizuhopecten yessoensis (Yesso scallop) is the source of this 6823-nucleotide messenger RNA. RefSeq names its product ran-binding protein 3-like. Bases 17 to 1576 code for a protein of 519 amino acids. The transcript is spliced from 16 exons. Gene Ontology annotation, biological process: protein export from nucleus. Gene Ontology annotation, molecular function: GTPase activator activity. Gene Ontology annotation, cellular component: cytoplasm; nuclear pore. NCBI's taxonomy places the organism in Eukaryota, Metazoa, Mollusca, Bivalvia, Pectinida, Pectinidae. The record is from RefSeq and is a predicted model, not a curated record.
UGGACCAAAAUCCAAUAUGGCGGAUGUUUACACAGAGUCUUCAGGAGACCCACCAGAAGAUAACACUGUAGAAGAAGAGAGUGGAGAGAUAAAACAUACAGAGCAGUCAUCUGGGGUGGACGACUCUACAAAAGCCUGGUCAACAACCCCUCAAAAUCCAUUUGCACCUCGACCUGCUUUGAAGACAGACAUUGUUUCUACUGCCUCACAUCACCACCACUUCGCACCAUCAGGUACAGUUGAAGUCCCCACCAUCAAAGUCCAUUUAGCCCCCAGUAAAUUUAGUCAACCAGGUGCAGCUUCAGGAGACCCAGAUUCAGACGAAGACAGAGGUAGCCCUGGUCACAAGUCUUCCAUACUGUUACCAUCCAGACUAGGUAUAUUAAAUAAAGCUGACACCAUGCCUAGUCCCUCCAAGUGUCUACUGCGGCCCUCACCCCUUGCUGUCCAAGUCCAGAGUAUGAAACAGAAGGACGAGAAAGACUCAAAGGAGAAGGAGAACCAGGAUACGUUGGAUAGGGAGGAUAACCAUAACAACGGGUCAGGUGAUCCGCCAAUCAACAGCUCAGGUCUACCUGGUCCCACAGCAGAAAACUAUUUUGCGACUGCCCUGACAGGGAAUGAAAAAUUAUCAGAUUCCACAACAGAUGCUGGUGGUGGUGGUGCGGCCGCCGCCGCUGCCGCCCCUGAGUUUAUAUUUGGUCAAAACCUCACGGACCGUGUGACAGGUGUACAAACAUCACCUGGUAACAAAACCUCGCCUACGUCUGACGGUGGAUUUGUUUUUGGAACAAAUUUGGCAGAGCGUGUAGUAAAAACAGAUGGUGCAGAUAAAAAAAAUGAAAGAAACCAGUUAGACUCGGAUGACGAAUCUGAAUUAUCAAAAUCUACAGGUUUAGAAAAAGCUAGAACAUUGGAAGAGUCUGCGCGUGAAUUCCAAGCAAAGCAUGAUCGACGGCCAGAGUACAAAGAGGUGGAAGUAAAAACUGGAGAGGAGGACGAGUCUAAUGUUUUACAGUCCACCGGGAAACUGUUUGUAUUUGAUGGCCACAAUCAAAGUUGGAUAGAACGGGGAAGAGGUUUACUGCGAAUAAAUGAUCAGAGGUCACAAGUGUCAUCAGAGUUCCAGUCACGACUUGUGAUGAGGACACAAGGUAGUCUAAGGGUAAUACUCAACACCAAGAUCUGGCCCGCCAUGACUAUCGAGAGAGCCAGUCAGAAAAGUCUCAGGAUCACUGCCACUGAUGGGGAGGAUGGAGUCAGAGUGUUCCUCAUUAUCACAAGUCCCAAGGACUGUGAGAACAUUUUGCGAGCUGUGGACUGGCGAAUACAGCAGCUCAGAAUGCGGGAGGAACAAGUAAAGGACAUCAAGGGAACAGAGAAACGCAAAGCUGACUCAGACUCCGCCACAGAGGAGUCAAGUUGCAAAAAAGCAAGGUCUUCAGACGAGUCAUCAACAGCACCCUGUAAUACGAAGAGAGAAGAGUCGGAUAGCAGUGUGUUAGAUCCUGAAACUGAUGUUUCAUCAGAAAGCUGUACAUCAUCAUCCCUAACAGUCAGGUCCGAGUCAGACUGAGGACCGAACAUUCAAAUAUUCGUCAAUGCAAAGCAGAAUAAGUCCCUGAGAAGUUUGUGGAAUGGAACACCUGGUGAUUUAAAGACCGUGAUGAAGCUCAGACAGAGACAUGUCGACCGGAGUUGGGCAUCAGUUCAAAUUAUUCGUCUUUCAUACAAAUGUUUAGUUGGUCAUGUUAGAUUCUGUCGUAGAGCUUCAAACCUGUGUAACAAUUAUCAUUCAAGAAUUGUCUUUAUUCUUUAAACAUUUGAAUUACUGGUCUACAUACAAUGGUUUGAAUAUGGUAAGUUUUGCUCAGAUCAGGUCUAUUUACAAGUAAUUGAUUGACCAAAAUUAAAGGGAAAAAUGUUAUGUUUAAAUAUCUUGAAUUGAAACAAUGAUUUACCACUAAAAUACCAUUAACAGUAUUUCAUUAAAAAUUAAAAUGUCAAACUAUUCUGAAAUAAUUUGAAUUGCUUAUUGUUGUACAAGGAGCAUUGCAAUAUUGUUUUACUUUAGGGAAAGUCUCAUUGAUCUGUUUCUUGUAUAUUAAGAGACUGUGAUAGGCUCUUUCUCUUGGAGAAUUUAAGUUGCAUUUUUUCCCACUUUCAUAUGAUAUUUUCUCAGUAUGAAUGUUAAAACAGUUAACUACAAUUUGAGGAACACCAUUUGUUAAAAAAUAUUAAGGAGAUAUCCAUCUUAUUUUUAAUAUUUAGGGUGGAUAAAUGCAUUUAAAAUGUUAUAUUAAUGUUUUUUAAUUCCCACCAUGAAAAAAGGUGCAGGUCCGUGAAUAAAGGGUACACAUAUAAAUAAACCUGACCAGUUUCCUCAUUGUAAAUGUAUCCAAUGUUGAUUGGUAGAACUGCAGUAUGGGUAGAUGUGAAAAACACUGCAAAUAUCUUCUAUUUACUGACAUAUCUAUUUUGCGUUGAAUAUGCUUUGAUCAUGAAUUAAAACAUCUCACAAAUAUUUAUUUCAAUAAACAACACUCAUAGCUGUUGUCUACUUGGCAUUUUUGAUUAAAAAUCUUCACAAGUAUUAUUGUUUGAAAAAUGAUCUUGAAAAUAUUUUUUUUUGAUAAUGAAGUGUUUAGCCAGUAUGUAAUUAUGUAUAACUUGACACUUGAGAAUUCAAAUGUCAAAACCGCUUUAUUUCUUUAAUAACCCUUUCACUCCUAUGUAACUUUAAUAACCUUUACCAUAAAUGAAUCUGGAUGAGUCUAUUAUGGUCUACAGUGUUGAGAGGGUUAAUAGUCAUCUGUUUCUCAAUUUUACCUACUUGUAAGAAUGUCGGCAAUUGUAUCAAAACCCAUUUAGUCUACAUAACACGAGGUAUCUGUACUACUUGUGUUAAAUUUGACAUCUUUCAAUAACAGAAAAGAAGUGUUAGAAAAUAUAUGCUGUGUAUUAAAUGUCAUGUGACAUAGCGGCUGUUUAUUUUUAAAUUCUGUCAUUGUUUUGAUGAACUGAUGACGGCCUCCAAAGGAAACAUGUAAACCCAGAAAUGAUCCAGAUGAUGUUGUGUUUAGUGUUAGAAAAAACGUUAGUAUUCAGGAACAAACCUUUCUGUCUGAUACUUGGUUAGGUGAAGGACACAACAGUCAAUAAAUUGGAUGGUUAACAAUAAAUGUACUACAAAAUCUAUUUGAAAUUAAAUGUCUUUUAGGGGUUGACGAUAAAACUUUAACCCCACCCCCACCCCCGCCCUCGAUAUUUGCUAAUAAAAUGGCAAAAGGAGUCUUAAACAAUUCCUUUGACCCAGUGUCGCGUAAAACAAGUUGUCUAGAAAAAAAGGGUUUCUUGGAAAAGGUAGCAGUUAUGCAAAUAAUUGAAUCUCAUCUAUUAACUAAACCUAGGGUUCCUUUUGGUAUUUACAUGAAGGGUACGCAUCUAAAUUCACCAAGGUUUUUUUCUUUGGUAAACCAUGAAGUGUUCAAGAAUUUGUUUAAAUGAAAAGUAAAAUUCUUUUAAUCAUGCUAAGGAUAAUAUGAUAGCAUUUAGGUAACUAAAUAUAAACAACUAUGUUUAUGUUAUGUUUUUACUGUUAUUUUGCUCUCCUGCUUUGUAACAGAUUAAAGGUAUAAUAGUAACAUUUCUGAAGUGGCCAGCUGUCUGUUUGCCAAAGGCAUCCUUGUGCACAUACAAAAUGUAAAGUAUGGCUCUCUGUUAUUAUAAACCAUCUUGACAGGUUUCAGUACAAUAUGCAUUAGAAUUUAUUAGUCCUACUAAUACCUCAUUUACUGUUUGAUUUAUCACUGACUAUCAAUAUUUAUGUUGAAUAAUUUAUGAUGACAGCUUGAAUUUGCUUUAAAAACAAAUACAAUAUAUUUUCAUUUGCAAUAAUUUUUCCAUUGAGAUAUUCUGGAAUGGUGUUGUAUUUAACACCAUCCAGUCAGUAUUAGCUGUUGCUAUUUCAUAUUGUACCAGUAUAUUGUCAUUAAUGUUAAUAAUUAAGUUGUUUUUCAUUCUAAAUGGUGCCCUUGAAUUGAUAUGUAAUUGAUGGAUAAAGGAGGUAUAUGAACAAAAAACACUAGUACAAUAUUUUUGUUACUGGGUGUUGGCUCAUCAGCAUUAAGUUAUGAAAAUAUCUACUAAAAGAAAACAAAUUGGUUCAGGAAACAAGAUAACUGAAGAGGUCCACUGAGUGGAAGGGGCAGUUGACAGUCAAUAUCAAAAUGAAUUCAGUACAGUAGAGCACAUGACGGGACAAGUACUCAAAUAAGUCGGCCAGGAUAUUCUCUCGUGUAAUCAAUGUUAUAUAUAACUUGUCCUCCGGUCACUUAAUACAUAUAACCAGUUAAUCAUCUGCAAAAUUACAAUGUAAACAACUACUAUUAAACAUCAACCACUGUCGCCUGUCAGUGACGAUAUCUGUGCUGUGUUACAGAUGUAUUGUACCGUUAAUUACUGUCUCUAAUUAUUAAAGCACCUUGUACAGAAGCAAGCAUCUCAUUGUCUUUGAACCUACAUUAUCUGAAUCACUUAUAAGCUUGUUCUUCAUCUGAAAAACCCACUGAUUUGAAAGUUUUUGUUGACUUCUGCUGUACUGGUAACAUGAUGUUCGAAUAGUUGUCAAAGUUGUUGUGGAGAUAACAUUUAUUCUGCAACAAAACAUUUGACAGCUUCAUUUGUCCACCUUUGAUCAGAAUUAUCUGUCUUUGUUAUGCAUAUAUAAUGCUGUCAACUAUGUUGAGAGUACACGUCAGAAAUUUUAACGAUUGAAAAUGUUUGUGUUGCUGUCAGAAAUGUGCAACUCUAAUACAUUUGAUAAUUUCACACAAAAUAACAUUCAAAAAUGGACAUUUGGUUUUGAAAAUCUUUUUUUUUUUUUUGCAUGUUUUUAUAAAUCCUAUAGUGCAACAUACCAGUAGACUAGUAUUGCACCAUAUGUGUCCCUGCUGUCUCAACUUCUGGAAGAUUGAUUUUAUGAAAUGUAAUGGGCAGAUGUAUCGUGACUUGACAGUACUUUCCGGCCCACAUCUCAAAAGGUCAAUAUCGCCAACUAGAGAUCAUAGGUCAGACCAUUGCAAUCCUUGAGAGACAGAGGCCAAAACUGUCUUCCUAACAGACGUUUUAUUGAUGACUAUUACAUGAUGAGGUUUGAGUGACAAUUUAGGUCAUGUGAUCAGGAAAUGUAAAAACAAUAUUGACCAGGGGUGGAAUAGAACCUAUUAGGCAGACUUGAGAAUCAUGAUAAUGUGUGUAGUACAUGGUAGACAAUUGGUCAUGUUAAGUAGGGGAAGAUUACAGAAAGAAUAUCAGAGAGGUAUCAAUCCCACAAUUGAUGACCUGAACAUCAAGAACGCAGAUAAUCGUCCGGAUCUCUGUGACAGUGAAUUUUAUUAGCAAGGCUUCAUUGAUCCAUAUGAAGGAGACCUUAUAUGUUAUUUUGAUGUCGGUGGAAAUUGACAAAACAAAACAACAAAAAUUAAACAUAUUGUGGAAAAUAUAUGGUAGUUUAAGACCACACUUUACUACAUAUUAAAGUAAUAAGCUUACUUAAUGCAUUUUCAGGACACUGUCUCUUUGAUUGUGUAUAAUUCUUUCAGAACAGCUCAAAAUAAGAAAGGUUGUGGAGCGUCGAGUUACUUUUUACAAGGCAUUCAAAACACAUUUGCAACUUGUUUCGUUAAGAUUAAGAUUAAGUUGAUAAAGUUAUUUAACUAAUAACUUCUCAUUAUGGAAAAUUUAUUCAGUGAUUCAAAGCUCAAGUUUUCAUGUGAGAAUCUUAAUAAAUAGCAAUCUUUGCUAUGGCUGGUAUAUAUAGUAAGUGUAGAUCUAUUAAUCCAAUCAGUAGAUGUUUAUUAUACAUUGAAAACAUAUUACACCCUCUUUGGUUAUCAUAUUUAAAUCAGCAAUUAUCUUGUCUACGUCGGAUAAACUCUAUUUACUCUGCUCACUUGUAUUAGGGUCGUUGUCAUGGUAACUUGUCAUAUUCUUAUUAUGAGAACUCCAGGUAACAGGAGCUGAAGUUAUCGAGAGUAAGUCGAUGCAGAAUGUACCUCUAUACAUGUAUUUAAGUAUGUCACAAAGUAUUCUUUUACACAGUGCAAAUUGGCAUGCAUUAAAAUGAGGUCAUCUAUACAUUUGAAUUGAUCAACUAGCUUUUAAAAAAAAUCUUGUGGAAAUAUUAAGGAAAAUUUGUUCAAAUAUUUUUGUUAGAUUUAAUUUUAGCUUAUUGAAUAUUGCCAUUGCAUUUAUGCAUAAUACAAACUUCAGUUUUGGUUUUUGAAAGGAAAGUUUGAAUACAAUAUUUUCUCAAUUUAUUGAAAUACAUAAUAAUUAUCUUCUUGGACAGGCAUAUGAACAAGGAUAGAUUUUGGGAGCUCAAAGAUAGUGUAAAUCAUUAUUGAAUCUUCUAGUGGAUGUUUAUUACAAAAUCUCAAUUCAGUCCUAAAUAAUUUCAUGUUUAGAUUUGGAGUAUUGUUUGGUCAAAAGCAGAUUAUUAGUACCUGGUAUAUGUAAUUGCACCGAAAUUUCAAGACCAGGGAAUAAGAAACUUAUCGUAGGUUUCAAACUUUUUUUAAGCAUUGUUCAGAAAGUUUUCAGCCUGUUUACCAGGGGAAGCUAGAUGGUGAAAGUCCAAGAUAAGUAUCUGGUAUUAAGUUUACAUACUGGUUGUGGUGAUGCAUAUAUUGAUGUAUUCCCAAGGACAAGAAAGUGCUUAAGAAGUGCAUGCCUUUGUACUAUUAUAUACAUCGGCCAUGUUUAUUGUAUAAAGUCAUAUCUGUAUUUUCUGAAAUUUGGCCAUUAAAAUAAUGAAAUGUCA